CCUUUCUUUUGGAAUUUCUUUCUUUUAUUAAAUUUAAGCAUGGAAGACUAUCGCAAACACAAACCCGUAUCUGGGAGCCCUCAGCUCCCACCUCUGGAUAAGAAUCCGCGUGUCCCUCAAAAUAUAACCAAGAGCCGAAUCAACAAUUUCAUGAGUGGUGGUGGGCAAUUUUACAGCAUGGGUGUACACCAAGCACUUUGGAAAGCAAGAUAUAAAGGCGAGCCUCAUGUAAAAUUGAGUGUCUACAGUGUCCCGAAUCUAAAGCGAAUUACUUUUGAGGAAGCUAUGGCUGGAACUUAUAAAGAAUUUAAACAAAAUGAGACCACGUUUGGACCUAGCUGGUCAACACAUUGGUUCAAGGUUACCAUCGUCAUCCCAGAAUUAAUUGCUGGAGAAGAGGUCGUGUUUCAAUGGGAUAUGCAAUCAGAAGGAAUGAUCUGGAGUACAGAUGGUGUACCUCUCCAAGGAUUGACAGGAGGAACUGCCCAGUCUCGUCAUGAAUAUGUUUUGACGCGCAAUGCAAAUCCUGGUCAAGACUUUACGUUUUACCUGGAGGCUGCGUGCAAUGGCAUGUUUGGCGUGGGAGACCAGAACGAUGCAAUGGUUCCGGACCCCAACCGAUACUUUCGACUUAUAAAAGCCGAUCUGGUUGUACCUUCCCACGAAAUCCAGGAUUUGUAUCAUGACUUAGAUGUUGUUCGUGGUAUUGCGUAUAACACAAAUGAAGACUCGGUUAGAGCACGUAACGCCCUCUGGACUCUUAAUGAAGUGAUCAAUCAAUUUAUUGCAGACGAUCCAAAGACAUGGAAGCAAUGCAAAAGUCUCACAUCUGAAUUUCUUUCCUCCCGCAACGGAAAAGGCCAACACAAAGUAACUGCUUUAGGAAAUUGUCACAUUGAUACGGCAUGGCUGUGGCCCUAUGAAGAAACCAAGCGUAAAAUUGCCCGUUCGUGGUCUACACAGCUCGACCUGAUGAACAAGUACCCAGAUUACAUCUUUACUGCAUCUCAAGCCCAACAGUAUGAAUGGCUGAAGGAUCUUUAUCCACCUUUAUUCAAAAAAAUCCAAAAGAAAGAGAAGGAUGGCCAAUGGGAAAUAAUUGGCGGUAGCUGGGUUGAGCAUGACACCAACAUGCCUAGUGGAGAAUCCCUAUGUCGCCAGAUGCUUUUAGGUCAACGCUUCUUUGAAAAGUAUUUUGGCAAGCGUACCAAGAUUUUUUGGCUUCCGGAUUCUUUUGUUCUUAAGCAGUCUGGAUGUGAUUACUUCUUUACCCAAAAGCUGUCUUGGAAUAAUAUCAACACUUUUCCUUUGACUACAUUUUGGUGGACAGGAAUUGAUAACUCACGAAUUUUAGCUCAUCUGACGCCUGCUGAAACACACGGUGAUGGCGGUGGAGGUCCUACACCUGAUAUGCUGGAAAGAUUGAAGCGUAUGAAAGACGUGUACCUUGAAUUCCAUCGAGGAACAUACACUACUCAGGCAUUAGUAAAGCAGGGAAAUCGCAAAGGCGAAGUACUUUUGAGAGAUUUAGAGAUCAUUUCUACAAUGGCUGCUGUUCUUCAGAGUAAUCCGGAUCUGGCAGAGAAAUACAUCUACCCUGCUGACUCUAUUACUCAUCUGUGGAAACUACUUUGCCUCAACCAGUUCCAUGACUGUCUACCUGGCUCCGCAAUCGGAAUGGCUUACACAGACGUACACAAGGCUCUCUUGUUGAGACAUAAAGCACAAAGCUAUAUCAUAAAUAGCAACAGAAGAGAAGACAACUAUAACGCAGUUGAUCAAGAUGAGGAAAACGGAUUUAUUGUAUUUAAUACGCUCAGCUGGAAACGGUCAGAAGUGUUGGCCGCACCAAAAAAGAAAUUUUCAGACGAUAAUACAGCGGAUAAUGAGGAUGAUAAAUAUAUCAUUGCCUACGAAACUGAGGAUGGUAACUUCAUGCUUGAGAACAGCAAUUUAAAAGCAAAAUUCAAUUCAGACGGACAGCUAAUUGAGCUUAUUGACGAAAGAGUUAUGAGAGGAAAUUUGGUUUCUCCAGGAGAACGAGGAAAUACAUUGGUUCUUUACGAAGAUGUUCCGACGUAUUGGGAUGCAUGGGAUGUUGAAAUAUACCAUUUUCAGAAGCGAAAGACUAUUGAAGGGAGCAAGAGUGUCCAGAUCGUUUCAAAGGGUCCAAUUAAAGCAGAACUCAAAUUCCGUCAGAAUAUAUCUGACAGAAGCUGCAUAGAACAGACAAUAAGUCUAACAUGUAUUGGUGAAAGAAUCGAAUUUAACAAUGUUGUAGAAUGGAACGAAAGCCAUAAAUUUUUGAAAGUAGAAUUCCCUUGGGAUCUUGUUACGGACCAUGCAACAUAUGAUAUUCAACAUGGCGUUGUAAGACGAUCAAAUCACUACAACUCCACCCAAGACUCUGCCAAAUUUGAGGUGUGCGGACACAAGUUUUCCGAUUUGUCAGAGGCAAACUAUGGUGUUGCCUUGAUCAACAAUUGCAAGUAUGGAUAUGCCACACAGGACAAUGUUCAACGAUUAUCACUUCUGAGAUCACCAAAAGGCCCUGAUGAACAUGCUGAUAUGGGCCAACAUGCUUUUAAGUAUGCUAUCUACCCACAUCAAGGUCAUUUCAACAACUCAAAUGUUGUUCGUGAAGCAUUUGAAUUUAAUGUUCCUUUGUCUAUCCGUUAUGCCAAGGGAAAUGCUUUCAGAGAAGGUGUAAUUGUACCUUCCCUGUUUGAGAUCUCUACUCCUGGUGGCGUGAUCAUUGAUACUAUCAAGCUUGCAGAAGAUGACAAGGGUAAAGCAAAGACGGUUAUUCUUCGGUUAUUCGAGGCCUAUGGAGGAAAACAGACAGUUUUGCUUAGCAGCUCGCUUGAUAUCAAGAGUAUGGAGAUAUCAAACAUUCUUGAAGAUAAUGGAGAAAAGUUGCAACCUACUUUCAGAUCAUCUUUCGUUAUUUCAUUGACCCCUUUCCAGAUCUUAACCCUCAAAGCUACCUUGAAUUGAUAGGACAGUAUUAAAGCAUAAUCAUACAUAUGAUUCCAAUAAAAAUAUUGUAUGUAAAAGAAGAUACAAAGCUAAAAUCCUAAAUAAAUGUGGGGGAACCCUCUUUUGCUUAU
Molecule: messenger RNA, 3110 nt
Organism: Phycomyces blakesleeanus NRRL 1555(-)
Lineage: Eukaryota; Fungi; Mucoromycota; Mucoromycetes; Mucorales; Phycomycetaceae
Product: glycoside hydrolase family 38 protein
Exons: 27
Coding region: 40-2997 (985 amino acids)
Biological process (GO): oligosaccharide catabolic process; mannose metabolic process
Molecular function (GO): carbohydrate binding; alpha-mannosidase activity
Source: RefSeq, a predicted model, not a curated record